AUGGUCAGAAGGCCGGUUUACUGUAGCUGGACGGCAAGCUGGAAAUUGGGUCUGUAUCAUAUCCCUUGGUAUGCUAGGAGUGCGCCCCAUGGAAAUUCGGGGCAGUUCUUACCGAUGCAUGCUGUGUUGCCGCCACCCUCCUCGCCGUUGAGCCACGUCGCGCGACUUGCCCUCGUACUCAUGCCUCGGGGCAAGGCCCUCUCCAAUGACCUUCGCCAGGUCCUUGUCAACAUGGUCUGCCGGCUUGAUCUGCCCAAGAUAGUCGAGUACACGCAGUGCAAGAAGCAUACAGUUGAGCGCAUGCUGCAGGACUAUCAACAUCAUCACACUGCUUCUCGCAUUCUUCUGAGGAGAGAUCUUCGCAGAUGA
Molecule: messenger RNA, 369 nt
Organism: Sparassis crispa
Lineage: Eukaryota; Fungi; Basidiomycota; Agaricomycetes; Polyporales; Sparassidaceae
Exons: 2
Coding region: 1-369 (122 amino acids)
Source: RefSeq, a predicted model, not a curated record